UGAUGCUUUUUUUUAAUCAGACGCCAUAUGCACGCCUUCAGGACGCGACCCCCUUUUUUCCUGAACAGACUACUCGUCUUUUCCCAUUCCCAUUAUUGCAGUUUUUGAAUCACCGGGUUUGGGAGUGAAGUUUAGUUUCUCCCAGUUUUUGAACAGCAGCUGGGCAGAACAUCGAGUGAACAUGUAGACAUGGAUUUUAUGAGGCUUUUUGGCACCGUUAUCGCCGUAUUGUUUCACCCUGGAUCCGCUUCGAAAAUAAAUGGCCAGAAAAUCUGCCGACGCGGGACUGAGCGGCCAUGCUAUAAGGCAUCCUACAUCCAGGACAGCAGGCGGAGGCUGACAUUUGAGGAUGCCAGGCAGUCCUGCAGGUCAGAGGGAGGCGAGCUGCUCAGCAUUGAGACAGAGAGUGAGCAGCGGUUGAUAGAGAGCUUCAUACAAAAGCUGAAGGUUGGAGAUGGCGAUUUCUGGAUUGGGCUCCGUCGUAGCCCCCCGCAUCACCGGACAGGGAAUAAUAACCCAGGAUGCCCCUCGCAGUACUAUUGGGUUGAUGGAAGCAAGGCCAAGUACAGGAACUGGAACUGGGAUGAGCCGUCAUGUGGUUCUGAAAUGUGUGUGGUGUUGUACCACCAGCCCUCUGCACCAGCUGACGAAGAAGGCCAUUUCCUGUUUAAGUGGAAUGAUGACAAUUGCAGCUGCAAAAACAAUUUUGUCUGCAAAUACAAGGAAGAGAAAAUGCCAAUAUUUACAGGGGACAGGAUCAUAGUAGAACCAGUUCCAUCUAUGAGGCCAAACAUAUCCAAAGAAGGAGAUGUCAGAAUAACUAUUGGAUUACCUGAGUCAUCAGUGUCUUUCUCAGACAACAGCCUCGACGUUUCCUACAUUCUCUAUGCCACUAUUCCAGCUAUGCUGCUGCUGCUGCUGUUAGCAGCUGCUGGGUUUUUCUGCUACAGACAGCAUGCAAAAAGGAGGAAGACGGAGAGUUUCCCCGGCAGAUCGAAACAGCUGCCAACAGCACCUUCGGUUUCCUCCAUUCAAGGACCUUACGCCUUCAGUGACAUCACUAAACUUCCUCAAGCUGCUCUGGACUACAGGACGCAGGCAGAAAUCAUGACAAAGUACUCCUGCCCAUAUUCACAUGACGCCCAGUAUCCUGAUUAUGAGAAUGUGACGUGUUCAGAGAAGGAGACCGGCUUUGUGACGAACGAUAUCUAUGAGACUGCCAGAACUCAGAGUCGGCGGUGCCGUAGUCAGGAUGGAUGGGUGGAAAAUGAGAUCUAUGGCUAAUAUUGUUUAUGUCGAUGUGAGCGCCAGAAACGUCUGUGAACUUGUAAUUGUUAAAGGAACCUUAUUAAGCUAGAAAGAGGAACAUAUACUGGUCUAUUUCUCUUUCUUUCUACAUAUCUUGCUAGAUUACCAGUGAGGUACGCAGUCUCAACAUACAUAAUUGAGUUUGAAUGGUUUUACGUGGACUGAUUUCAGAGUGUGAAUAUAUUUCUUGUGUAUAUGUCGUCGCUUUACAUCUAUGUUUUGGUCAGUUAUAACGCUAUAUUUAGGACGUUAUCAUAUCUGUCAAACCAUAUUAAAUAAAUGCUGAUAUUAAUCAGAACAAAAGACAUGUUUAAAUCAUUUUUGGUUUUAUGGAUUUUUCCAUGAUGACAGAAGGACUUUUACAGUCCUUGUAUAUUUUUUGCAAUUUGCGACGUUACAACAAAUAACCUCAAUAUUUUGGGGAGAUUUUACGUGAUAAGAAACACAAACAAUGGUCCUUAUCUAUCAUGGUGUGAGCAUUCUUGCCCACAGCUCUCAUUAAAGGAAUCUACAGUUUUAUUGUUAAAUUCAUUUAUGAAAUUUAAUUAGACCAUUCAAAAGCUGCUAUUUUCCUCUCUAUUGGCUCCUUGACCAGUUGUCUUUUCAAUAGUUUUGUAGAAACAACCAGCUUUUGUUUUAUUGCUACUUUCUUCAGUUGUUGACCAUUGUCUCUUUUCUCCCAUAGCUUAAAUAGAAUGCUGGAUAACUUUUGCACCCUUCUCCUGACUGAUGCCUUUGUGAAAUCAAAUAUUUGACAGCAGAACUUUAUAUGAGGUUAUUGGCAUUAACUAUAACUGACGGCAGGUAAAAGCUAAAGACUAAACACUGAAUCUAAAUCAGAAGAAUAUUGAGAAAAGCAGUAGUUAAAUGUGUGCAUGCUUAUGCAACUGUGUUAAUGCCAUUUUUCCCUAUUUGACAGAUUUGUUUUUCAUUUGAAUUGUAUCUGAUAAAUGCCCCACCUGUAAAAAACAAAACUGAUUUAUCAGGUUCUCCCAAAACCUGACAAUUUAGAAGACAUAAAACGUGAAGGUUACCAGUCAUCUUUAUAAGCAUGUCAGUCUGAUUAAAGGUUAUUGAGAUA
Xiphophorus maculatus (southern platyfish) is the source of this 2389-nucleotide messenger RNA. It is a transcript of the gene laynb, whose product is annotated as chondrolectin-like. Lineage: Eukaryota; Metazoa; Chordata; Actinopteri; Cyprinodontiformes; Poeciliidae. The record is from RefSeq and is a predicted model, not a curated record. The transcript is spliced from 7 exons. Bases 190 to 1284 code for a protein of 364 amino acids. Gene Ontology annotation, molecular function: hyaluronic acid binding.